GCUGGACACGGGUGUUGCUGUUAUAUUAUUAUUUACAUUCACUUUCCAUCGAGUUGUGCAUGAGUCAGUUGCUUGCGAAACUGUGGAAUAGGUGAAAUACAGUCCGUGAAACUAUAAUUUCGAAUAGUUUUGCUGCAUAUCUCCGAUACAUCUACGUUUAUUGCUCCUGAAAACAGCAUUAAAUUGUUUAAUUUUAUUUCUGUUAAAAUACGUUAGUGGAAUAGUAGCCAGUGGGAAAUCUAGCAGCGAAGAAGCAAUGUCGAAAGAAUCAGCUUCAACAUCAGUGCCAUCAUCUUCAAAAGGUCAACAGCCUGGAAAAGAUGAUAGAGCGCCUAGUGAAGGAACCGAUGUUUGUUCCUGCGCCGGAACUAGCAGCGGCGAUGAUGAUGAUGUUGAGUACUGUGAGAACUCUCCAUGGGUAUUUAUACCCGAGCCAGUGUUUGCAAAAAUAUUCUUUGGAUUGGAACCAAAAGAUAUUUUGAAUGCUGGUCAGACGUGCAAACGCUGGAAUAAACUAUCUCGAGAUGACUACAUUUGGCGGAAAUAUUUCCAACGGGAAUUUAAUGUGGAUGUAAAUAUUAGCCUGAAGCCAGGUGCGGAAUCCUGGAGAUGCGAGUAUAAACGGCUCACUGAUAAUGUUCCGAUGGUAAUGACUGAUGUAUUGACGAAUCAUUCACAUCAGGUGUUGCAUGUUAGCUUCUCGCACAAUGGGAAAAUGUUUGCAACGUGUUCCAAAGAUGGAUUUGUCAUUGUUUGGAAUUCUGCAUAUCCAUCGACGAUUCGAGAUUCAUAUGACAUGCGUAAAUUAAGCUGGAAGUACACCCAAUUUUCACAGUUCAAUCAAAGUGAUACGUUACUGUUGGUGUCUGGUGUCCACUUCGGAUCUCCACACAGUACCUCCGGAGAGAUUGCCGUAUUCACGGUUCAAAAUGGAUUUCGUUUGAAAUGUCGCGUUACUAACCGACCUUAUGACAUCUUCGGUACAUGGUUUAGCGAUCAACAUUUGCUGUCUGGCGAUCUGAACUGGUUGGCGCAUUUGGUUAGUACAUCGAUACUCUGGUUGAACAAGGCAAAUCAGGAGGUUGAUUCGGAACAUACACCUAUUCGUAACCAGAUGUACAAGUUCUACAAUAGAAAUGCCAGCUCAAUAAGGGCUAUAAUGGUGGCGAAUUGUCCCUGGUUGAAUGAUGAUAUUGCGAGCAAGAAUGAAGAAACCGGGACGGAAGGACCCAGUGGUUCCAGAGGCGCUGGCGAUCGAAGCAGUAAUGAUGAUGAGGAAGAAGAUAAAAGAAUAGGGAAUCCGCUCUCGCAUUAUCAAAUGAAUCAAGAUCAAGCGAUGGAGGAUGUCUAUCGUGCUGGUAGAGUUUUUAUUCCAGAAAUCGAUCUUGAUUUUCCAUAUGUCCCUUUGGAGAAUCACGACUAUGCCAGUCCCAUCCACUAUUUGGAUGAGUUUCGGCGAGAGUAUGAAGAUAGUUUCUACGAAUCCUCUGACGACUGUUUGGAUGAUGACGACGAUCAGGAAGACGACGAUAUGUCGGAAGUGGAUGAUUUGGAUAACCUUUGUCCAAAAUAUUUGAUAUUCUCAACAGGGUCCAAAACGUACACACCUCACCAAAUCGGGUUCAAACGAAUAGGCAGUGUAAAUUUUCCACGCCGAUUGGAUCCCGGACCUUCGUUGAAGGAGCGUAUUGCCCUGCGGGAACGACAACGCGAGCUGGAGGUAAUUAUGCGAGAGAUGUCACAAGAAGAAAUCCGCCUCCAAUAUAUAUUACAGAACGAAACUCCUCCGGUAGAACCCAACUGGGCCAACUAUGAGUCGGUGGCCGACCGUUUCGAUGUAGUUGACAAGCUCAUCGAUCUACAUGGGCAUAUAAUUGGGAUGGGUUUGAGUCCAGAUCACCGGUAUCUGUACGUUAACAGCCGGCCUUGGCCCAAGAAUUACGUGAUACGGAAUCCACUGGAGCCACCUCCAAUAGCACAAGAGAUUGAUAUUCACGUGAUCGAUCUUAUGACGCUGAAGAAGGUGGGCACAAUGCUCAGAGCGCAUAAAGCAUAUACACCCAAUACAGAGUGCUUCUUCAUCUUUCUGGACGUUUGCGAUAGCUAUGUUGCAAGCGGCGCUGAAGAUAUGCACGCGUACUUGUGGGAUCGAUACUACGGAGUUUGCUUGGCUAAAUAUCAGCAUGGAGAUGUUGUCAACAGUGUAGCCUUCAAUCCGCGAGACAACGAAAUGCUCGUGACUACGAGCGAUGAUUAUGAAAUAAAGAUCUGGAGAUCGCUAUCUCAAGCGAAAAAACUUGGCAUACAACCCGUUGGCAAAGCGGUUGAAUUCAGAAAAGUAAAAGCAAAAUCAGCGGUUCCAUAGAACGGAGCGGAUUGCGCGGGUCGCGUUUUAUCUCGUGUUAAUGGAUUUUCUUGUUAAUAUUGAUAACAUUGCAAAUUUUCGAUCGAAAUCUAGUCGAUAAAGCGUCAUUGACAAGUGAUAUAUUGAAGUCAAUUGUGAAUUGUUUGGUAUUGAGGGAUCCAAGAUUACUGGUUAUCGAAGAAGAUCCCUGUCAUACGCCGAAAAAGUGAAUACUUAACCGAUUCUGAAUAGAGAAUAUUUCCGUUUUAAUAUUAGAUUGUACAUAAAUAUAUAUUGUUAGUGUUGAUUCACCGCAAAUGAAGUAGAUUUGGAUUGUUGUAUUUCAACAAGUGCAUCAAAAUCGCGAAAGGCAAAUUUUAUUUACUGUAGAUCACAAAUGUAUAAAACUGUAUUUGAAAAGUUCAGAGUUUCUAUUCUAUUUUAUUAUUGUUUUAAAUAAAAAUCCGGGAAAAGUU
This is a messenger RNA of Toxorhynchites rutilus septentrionalis, 2820 nucleotides long. It is a transcript of the gene Fbw5, whose product is annotated as F-box/WD repeat-containing protein 5. NCBI's taxonomy places the organism in Eukaryota, Metazoa, Arthropoda, Insecta, Diptera, Culicidae. Bases 257 to 2365 code for a protein of 702 amino acids. Gene Ontology annotation, biological process: protein ubiquitination. The transcript is spliced from 7 exons. Gene Ontology annotation, cellular component: Cul4-RING E3 ubiquitin ligase complex; SCF ubiquitin ligase complex. Gene Ontology annotation, molecular function: protein binding. The record is from RefSeq and is a predicted model, not a curated record.